AGAGCCACCGCGCUGGGGCGGGCGCGUCCAGGCCACCAAAUGUUCACCAUCCAGCCAGGGCUAGCUGAGGGGGGCCAGUUCCCAGGGGGCCCACCGGGAGUAUGUCAGGCAGAGUUCCAACCAGACAGCAACUCUAACUUCAUGGCAAGUGCCAAAGACGCCAAUGAGAAUUGGCAUGGGAUGCCUGGCCAUGUGGAGCCCAUACCGAUGAGGAGCUCCUCUGAGUUGCCCUCUGACAACCAGGCCUUCCAGGACCCCGGACUCCCUAAGGGGGAGGUGCGCAGCCCCCCAGAAGGGGCAGAAAUCCCCGGAGCUAAGCUUGAGAAGCUGGGCGGCGCCAACGCGGUCCCCUCCCCGCUGGAGGACAACAGCUAUGCCAGCAGCUCUCCAAGCACUGAUGGCUCCAGCAGCAGUCCUGAGCCGGCCUGUGGGACCCCCCGAGGCCUGGGCCCUGCAGAUCCCCUUCUGCCCUCGGUGGCCCGGGCUGUGCAGCAGCUACAGGCCCAGGAGCGCUACAAAGAGCAGGAGAAGGAGAAGCACCAUGCGCACCUAGUGAUGUACCGCCGGCUGACCCUGCUGCAGUGGAUACGGGGCCUGCAGCACCAGCUGGUGGACCAGCAGGCCCGCCUGCAGGAGAGCUUCGACACCAUCCUGGACAACCGGAAGGAGCUGAUCCGCCGUCUCCAACAGAGGGCGGCCCCCUCUGGGCCCCAGGAGCAGGGCUAAGGGUGUGUCUCUGCUGGGGUGCAGGGGUGUAUGUCCAGAUUUGUGCGCAUGUGUGUGCUUGUGCUCAAGGAAGUACGUGCUUAUUUGCUGGUAUGAGCUCAGGCAAGCAAAUGUGAGUGUGUGCGCCGACCUGCAGGCAGAUGAGUCCAGGCAUGGACCUGUGUGUACACGCCAGCUAACUUGGGUGCAGGCCUCUAUGUGUGAACAUUGGGUGUGUGGAACAUGUAGAGGAGACGGAGUAAGUGUGUGUAUGUGUGCAUGAACAGGUAUCCAGCAAUGUGCGUAUGUGUGCACGAGGGAGGAUAUAUAUACAGAAGGUAUGUGUGCAUAUGCGUGAGUUUGAGGUUGUGGGAGGUGUAUAUGAAUGUGUCUUUGUGUGUGCAGGUGCAGGCAUGGGAAGUGUGUAUCAGGGGCACGUGUAUUUGCAGGCAGACUCACAAACAGGCGUAUGCAAAUACAUACCCAGCAGUUUAUGUGGGGGUAUCCACACCCUGUGUUACCCAAUGCCAACCCUAGCCUUCUUUCCUCUGCAGGGUCCCAUUGCUCUGGAGAGAGGGCUAGCCUGCAGUAUUUAUCUGAGGGUUGUGGCUGAUCCAGUCCCCUGAGAUUUCCCAGGCCGGCUCUCCACCUUCUCCCCAUCCCUCCUCUCAGUCUGCUAAGGCUAUUGUCCCUGAUGGUGGAUUUGCCCUGGGAAGUAUGGUGGCCGCUUUGGCCUGCCAUGGCUUUUUGGCCACAGUUCUGCCAGGACACCUGGGGCACCUGGUAGAGAAUUAGUGUGAGGGAGGGGAGCCGGGGGGGGGUGAUCAACACUGUGGCAGGGAUGGAGGCAGGUGGGAUCAGAGAAGAAGAUAAAGGACUGUCUCACUUGAACUCUGCCUUGGGGCACAUGGGAGAUGGGGAUGGGGGAGAAGAGAGUGCAGAACCCUGUGAAGAAAAGGAGAAAGGGAAUUCUAAAAUAUCACUUUGAAACAAAGCACACUUCUCCACGGCAAAGGAGCUGUUGCAGACCAUAUUGAUUUAAGCUUCUGAUGAAAGUGAAUGUGUGCUUAUUCGCUUGCAAGGAAUGGACAAGGUGUUCCAAGACUGCUGCGGAAAAAAAAAAAAUCUCACUUUGUUCUCUGUGCCUCUACUUGCUGUGCCUCUCUGGCUUUAGCGACACUGGAUGUUAAAUUAGGUUGGUCUGAUUUCCUGAAAUCAGGCUGUCUGGGCCCAGAGGAGCCAUAGUCGGCUUUCCAGGAGGAGCAGGGGGUGAUGUCAGCCUAUAACCCUGUCUGUCACUGCAUGGUCCUUUUGUUGGGGGUUGACAGGCUCCAGCCGAGGCUCCAUGACAUGGAGAGUGGGUGAAUUCUGGGGAGAACCAAGAACUACAGGAGCCAAGCUCUCUGCUUUGCUUUUGGGAGCCAUUAGGAUACAAUGUCUUGGUGGGUGAGCAGUGGCAUGAUACCAAGUCUCCCUCUCUUCAAAAUGGGGGUGCUCUUCCUUUCUCUAAAGUGUUCCAUUCCUGACAGGUGGGUGGGUGAAGGGCAUAGGAAGUAAGGUUGAAGUGACUUUUGUGUCUAGCCCUUGCAUGUUGAGUAUGAACCAGGCCUCUGGGCCAAGCCCAGGAAUAAACUGGGGCAGAGAAAUGCA
Neogale vison (American mink) is the source of this 2355-nucleotide messenger RNA. RefSeq names its product chromosome 2 C1orf216 homolog (gene C2H1orf216). The transcript is spliced from 2 exons. Bases 40 to 726 code for a protein of 228 amino acids. The record is from RefSeq and is a predicted model, not a curated record. NCBI's taxonomy places the organism in Eukaryota, Metazoa, Chordata, Mammalia, Carnivora, Mustelidae.